AUGAGGGGAGUGGGAGGGAGGGGAGGCACGGCCCGGGGCCCGGGGCCCAGACUCGGCGCUCCUGGGGGGGCCCGGGCUCAGACACAAAGUGACGGCCGCGGGAGCUGCGCGGCGCGUGGGCACCGGAAGUGCCCGCCUCGGAUCCCGGCUCCUCCCCUCUCCUCACCCUGGGAAGGGCGGGGGAGCGGGGAGCGGGGAACGGGGCGGGGGACCGAGAGGGGGCGCCUGCGCCGUUGGCCGCCGGGCCUCUCUCCAGUGCCCCCCACGCCGCUCCUCCCUUUGGGCUCCCCCGCCCCUCGGAUACGAGUUGGGCAGGGGGGGGGUCACUUCCGGUCACGCAGGCGCCCUCGCCCUCUCCCUCUCCCGCGGGGUUCAUUGUCCUUGUGUGAGGCCCAGGCCAGCCGAGGCCGGCCGGCUGCCCGCACCCCGCGGCCCGUGGGGAGGGAGGGAAGGAAGGAGGUGUCCUCUCCUCCGGCUGCCGGAAGUGGACUCCUCGAGGACGCAGAACCGGGGGAGGGGGGUGAGAGGCCGGCUGGGUCCAGCUCUGGGAGCCUGGAAGGACCGGAGACCGCGUACAUGCAGCUCCACGCCCCUACUGCCCCAGGCCAGGGGGAGGCAGGGCACGAAGGAAGAGGAGCGUGGCCCACGGUCCACCUGGGAAGUGGCGGGGAGGUCCAGGGAUCCAUCCCUAAAACGAAGAAUUAAAGAGAAAGGAAAAGAAGAAAAAGAAGGUGGAGGAGGAAGCAAUUGUGAAAAACUAAGCAGCACAUCGAUCAAGAUCCAACAAUAUAUGUUCCAUUUCUGCAGACAAGUGAGUUAGGUGCAUUUCUUCAGGGUCAAGCUUGUUCAUCAUCUUACCCAAUUAAACUGUCUUUAAAGAGAAAACUUUUUUUCUAUUGGA
Messenger RNA from Phascolarctos cinereus (koala), 901 nucleotides. The record is from RefSeq and is a predicted model, not a curated record. Lineage: Eukaryota; Metazoa; Chordata; Mammalia; Diprotodontia; Phascolarctidae.